This is a messenger RNA of Tinamus guttatus (white-throated tinamou), 2762 nucleotides long. The record is from RefSeq and is a predicted model, not a curated record. NCBI's taxonomy places the organism in Eukaryota, Metazoa, Chordata, Aves, Tinamiformes, Tinamidae.
AUGCCCGGAGCCCUGGGCUGUGCUGGGAAUGCUGGGGACACGUCAGAAGAAGUCCUGGGGCUGCACGUGGCCGGGCCUCCCCACAUGUCCCUUGCCUGCUCCCUGCAACACGGGAGGAGCUGCAACGUCCCCAUCGCCAUCCUGGGGCUCGCGCACAAGUGCAAUGAGUUUGCUGCUUCCCAGUGCGGCAUUGUCCUGGGAGCUCUGCUCCUCAUUUUCUGUUCUUGGAUGACUCAUCAAUCCUGCAUGUUCCUGGUGAAGUCGGCCAACCUCAGCAAGCGCAGGACCUACCCCGGCCUUGCAUUUCACGCCUAUGGAAAAGCAGGGAAAAUGUUGGUGGAAACAAGCAUGAUUGGGCUCAUGUUAGGAACUUGCAUUGCUUUCUACGUCGUCAUUGGUGACCUGGGGUCCAACUUCUUUGCCCGGCUGCUUGGGUUUCAGGUGUCUGGCAGCUUCCGGAUAGUCCUGCUCUUCGCUGUCUCCCUGUGCAUUGUCCUCCCGUUGAGCCUCCAGAGGAACAUGAUGGCUUCCAUACAGUCCUUCAGCGCCAUGGCUCUCAUCUUUUACACUGUUUUCAUGUUUGUGAUCGUGCUCUCCUCGUUCAAGCACGGCCUCUUCAGCGGGCAGUGGCUGCAGCGGGUCAGCUACACUCGCUGGGAGGGCAUUUUGCGCUGCAUCCCCAUCUUCGGCAUGUCUUUUGCCUGCCAGUCUCAGGUCUUGCCUACCUAUGACAGCUUGGACGAGCCAUCUGUUAAAAUCAUGAGCUCCAUAUUUGCUUCUUCCCUAAAUGUGGUCACCACCUUUUAUAUUACGGUUGGCUUCUUCGGCUACGUGAGCUACACCGAAGCCAUCGCUGGGAACGUCCUCAUGAACUUCCCUUCCAACCUCGUGACGGAGAUGAUCCGAGUGGGAUUCAUGAUGUCGGUGGCGGUGGGGUUUCCCAUGAUGAUCCUGCCCUGCAGACAGGCGCUCAACACCCUUCUCUUCGAGCAGCAGCAAAAAGACGGGACCUUUGCUGCUGGGGGUUACAUGCCCCCCCUUCGGUUUAAAGCCCUCACGCUGGCUGUUGUCUUUGGAACCAUGGUCGGAGGCAUCAUGAUCCCCAAUGUGGAAACAGUCCUGGGCCUCACAGGUGCAACGAUGGGGAGCCUCAUCUGCUUCAUCUGCCCCGCUCUCAUUUACAAGAAGAUCCACAAGAAUGUCCUUUGCUCACAGAUGAUCCUGUGCAUCGGGCUGGGGAUCCUGGUUCUCAGCACCUACACCACGCUGUCCGCCUCCGAGGACACCCCUGCGAGGACGGAAGCGGAGGGCCCGCAGCGCCUGGAAGGAGAAGAGACCAGGAUGGACCAGGAUUCCGUCAAAAUCCCAGACCAGCAGCCGGCCGUGGAGGAGGCCCAGGACGACCGCGACAAACCGAAGCUGCCGGAUGAGAAGGAGGAGAUGGAGCAGCCGCAGAUCAAGGUGCCCAUGGAGGUACCCAAGAGAGACGAAGAAGGGGAGAAGCUACAGGAGCAAGUGCAGCUUGACCGCCCCGAUCAAGAGGCCGCCAACGACCCGCAGGAGCCGGCCGAGCCGCGUCCCGGGAAGGAGGCGCCCGGCCCGAAACAAGGGCUGGAAGAGGAGCGGCCGCGGGGAGGGACCGUGGAGCCCGCCGGGAACGCGCGCAGCGAGCUGGAGGUGAGCGUGCAGCAGGGCGGCGGGAUGCAGCCGGAGAACCGCGCGCCGGAGCCCAAAGCGCAGCCGGACGGCGCCGAGAGGGCCGAGGCUGCGGGCGCCGAGGAGAAACCAAAGCUGCAGCCGCCGCCGCAAGCAGAGGAGGCCGUGGAGGAGGAGGCUGAUCCUGAAGCGGAGCAGCCCAAACUGCUUGAUCAUGCCGUGCUGCUGCAGGUGAUCAAAGAGCAGCAGGUGCAGCAAAAGCAGCUACUUGAUCAGCAAGCCAAGCUGCUGGCCGUCAUUGAGGAGCAGCACAAGGAGAUCCACCAGCAGCGGCAGGAGGAGGGCGCGGAGGAGAAGCCCAAGCAAGCAGAAGCGCAGCAGGAGCCGCUGCCCCGGAGCAGGGAGGAGGCCGGCCCGGGAGGCCGCGCGGAGGCCGCCGCGGAGCCGCACGAGGAGCCUGGGCCCCGGCGCCACCUUCCCGGGCCGCCCCCCAAGGACGUGGAGGUGCCACAGGAGGACACGGGCGGAGCUGUUAAAAAGGCAGCAGAGAACGAGGUUCCCCGUCCUGGCGAUGCCCAGCGCCUUCCCGCAGCCAGAAACCACCUAGAAAAGAAGCCCUUGGCAGAGAAUUUGGGAGGUCACGAAGCCAACGCUGGACGAGACGUCCGUGAGAAAAAUGUCCCGCAAGUUGCGGAAGCAGCUACAGCUCCCGUCCAAAGAGAACAGUUAGGGGCUGCCAAAGUUCAGGGAGCAGCAGGGAGGAGUCUGGAAAGAGACGCGGGGACAGACCUUAAAGCCAAAGCGCUGGGCGAGAUGGAGGCCAAGGAGGCGGCGCGGGGCUCCCCGAGCAGUCGGCCCGUAGCCGGCACCGCACGGGGCCACGGGGCGCCCGGCAGAGCGGAUCCAAGGAAGGAGGACGCGGACCUGCCCCGGGAGCCUCCGGAGCAGCCCCAGGGCAAGCAGAGCCGGGCGGGCGGGAGCCUCUCCAGGGAGGCUGGGAAGAAGCCGGACGCUGAGGACGCUGCAGCCCAAAAGCCUGAGGAAGGAGCGGCUGCCCACGGGGACCACCCGGAGCACGAUGUCAAAGCCAACCGGGACCUGAAGCU